This is a messenger RNA of Carassius carassius (crucian carp), 2804 nucleotides long. Its product is annotated as probable E3 ubiquitin-protein ligase HERC3. Gene Ontology annotation, molecular function: ubiquitin protein ligase activity. Lineage: Eukaryota; Metazoa; Chordata; Actinopteri; Cypriniformes; Cyprinidae. The record is from RefSeq and is a predicted model, not a curated record. Gene Ontology annotation, biological process: ubiquitin-dependent protein catabolic process; protein ubiquitination.
AAUAACCAUCAAGACAGUGGAUUUUUAUAUACUUGCGUUUCGUGUAAAGUCGUCAAAUAAACAAGAACCUGUCAUCAGUUUCGCUCUCGUUUUCUCUUUAGUCUAGUCAGUCAGUCGGGGAUGCAGAGAGACUCUGAUCGUCUCAUCCGUCAGCUGGGGUCAUGUUGUGUUAUUGGGGAGCGCAGAUCAGAGAGGGUUUGGGACUGGAACAGCCGGACAAGGUCAAACAUGGUAAUUGUGGAGUACGGUCCGUGUGUCCGAAAACAGCAGUUCAGGACAUGUCAGCUGGACGGAGUUUUGUUGGAUUCGUCCGGGAUGGGAAGGUCUCGGUCCUGAGAUUGCGCAGUGAAGAAGAUGAUCAUGAUGGAAAAUUAAUGCAACUGCAGCUAAAGAAUAACAGAAUCAGACUGAUUGUCUGUGGAGGAGAUGGUGCAGUCCUUCUUUCUGAUUCGGGAAAAGUUCUCAUGAUGGACAAAUCUACUGUGUACAGUCCUCUCAAAGGUCUGGAUAACAGGCAGGUGAUUCAGAUCGCAUGUGGAGACCAUCAUUCAAUGGCACUAACCCACGAUGGUCAGGUGUUCAUAUGGGGUGAUAACUCUCACGGUCAGCUGGGUUUAGAGAAAGAUCCUCCCAGCUCUCCAUCUGCUCAACAUGUUAAGAGUCUGAGUGGGGUCCCGCUGGCUCAGAUCAGCGCUGGAGGAGACCACAGCUUUGGGUUGUCUCUCUCUGGAGUCGUGUUUGGAUGGGGAAAGAACUCUACUGGACAGCUGGGCCUCGGAGACACUACAGACAGACACGUCCCAACGGUUGUAAAGAGCCUUAAUCAGAAGAAAACUGUGUCCAUCUCAUGUGGAGGGGAACACACCGCCACUUUAUCAAAGGGAGGAACAGUAUUCACAUUUGGGUCAGGAGGUUCUGGUCAGCUUGGGCACAAGUCAUUCAAAGACGAACAUCAUCCGCGGGUGGUUGCUGAACUGUGGGGAUCUGAAGUGUCACAGGUCACAUGUGGGAGACAUCACACUCUCGUAUCAGUCGCAUCGUCAAAGCGGAUCUACUCAUUUGGAUGUUGGAUGCAAGGGCAGCUGGGAAAUGAAGAAAUGAUCAAGAAGUCUGUGCCUUUCCCUGUGAAUCUGCCAGCUGAAUAUAAUCAUGAAUAUAUGAUUGCAAAACUCAUUGCUGGGAAGAAUCAUUCCUUUGCCUUAUUUGUCAAAGAACUUGGGAAUGAGUUAGAACAGGCCAAAUCCAAUCCAAGUAGAGAGAUUUUGACAUUAAAUGACAGAAUGAUUGAUUUCUGGUUGUCCGAAAGUGAUACAAAUUCAUGGAAAGCCAUUAGGGAAAUAAAUACAGUAUUUUCCUCUACUGCCUCUCUGAAUGGAAGUUUUCUCAAAACAAGUUGUGAUGAUCAUUAUCAUUCUGAGGGUCAUUGUGGUUUGGAUUUUGAUCUGGUUAAAUCAUCCUUCGCAAAGUUAACAGAGAAUACAAGCUUAAUAUCAAAGGUAGUGAAGGUGGUUCAACAGACACUUCUGCCAUCUCUGAAUCCAAAUCCAACUGGUGUGGAAGCUCUGAGAGUUUAUCUCCUCCUCCCUCAACUCAUCUGGCGUCUUCAAGAACAACAAAGAACUGAACUCACUGAAGCCCUGGCUUCCAAAAUUCUUCAGCUGAAUCCUGAUGCUCGCAAGGUUUUAGAGACAUACUGGUCCAGACUCCCUGAAGAUUGGCUCAAAAACAUGGUGGACUUCUUUAAAAAAGAAUCUGCUAUGUUAAUUGAAAGGAUUACUUUUGAACAAAUAAACUGGGACAUACCAAGACGCUUGGAGAAAAUUGUGCAGAUCCUUCAUAUGGUCUAUAAGGUCUGCUGCAAUACCAACAGAAACAUCACAAAGAGUGAUUUCAUCAUCCAUGAGAUCAAUGGUCUACUAAAUAUGCUGCAUGCCACUGAGGAAGAUUUGAAGGAUUGUAAGUGGACUGACAUUCGUUUAUAUGUGGUAUUUAAAUACUAUGAUUUGACUUUAAAAGAUCUGAAAUCAUAUCCACACAUGUUUAACCUGGAGGCCAAAUGUAGCUUUGUGAAAAACAGAAAUUGGCAGAGGGGCUGUUUUGAGCUGGCCGUGAGGCGCAGAGUGCUGCUGGAGGAUUGUUUCCAUCAGCUGAGAACAGCUGAUCCCUCAGUCGAUCUCAGAAGAUACCGGCUGUCGGUACUUUAUAAGGAGCAUGUGAGCAAAAGAACAGAUGUCAACAAGGACUUUUUUCUCAACGUGUUUAAAGAGCUUUAUUCACCAGAGUCUCAGCUGCUUAUGUACAAUGACAGCAACACUAUGAGCUGGUUCCCCACAAAGCUCAGUGUUGAGAAGGAGAAGUACUCCCUGUUUGGGAUUCUGUGUGGCUUGGCUCUCAACAACAACUUCAUAGUGCACCUGCCUUUUCCUUUAGCCUUGUUCAAGAAACUUCUUGAUGUCAAACCAUCUCUAGAAGACUUGAAAGAGUUUAGUCCGGUUCUUGGAAGGAGUUUGCAGUACAUCCUGGACUACAGCGAUGAUGUUGAGGAAAUGGACAUGAACUUCACGGUCACAUGGGAUAAAACAGAAGUAGAACUGGAUCCAGCUGAGCCAGGAAAAAUGGUCACCAAUUAUAACAGAACCGAAUUUGUGGACAAGUACGUGGAUUAUAUCCUGAAUAAAUCAGUUGAGGAAGUGUUCGAAGAAUUCAAAAGAGGAUUCUUCAAAGCGUGUGACAGAUAUAUGGUAGAGAUAUUUGAACCGGAGGAGCUGAGAGGAGUUCUGGUGGCCAGGGCCGCGUUAUCGUAA